Molecule: messenger RNA, 615 nt
Organism: Lactuca saligna
Lineage: Eukaryota; Viridiplantae; Streptophyta; Magnoliopsida; Asterales; Asteraceae
Source: the annotation of a GenBank genome assembly
AUGAAGUCUAAGCACAAGAUUCGCUCUCCUUUGACAAAUGUUGUUCGUAAACCGCAGGUUUCGCAUCAAGGAGUCAUUUUUCGCGAGAUUCCUACCCAUGCUUCACCAUCUUCUAAAAAGAGAAGGGAAACAGACAUGGCUAAGCAUAUUUCAAAAAAGAAGACAAACGGAAGAGUGUUUAUGUCAUCCGAAUCUACAGUUGAUGAAACUGAAAUUAUUCCAGAGACACCAGAAGCUGAUCUUCAAAAGGAUAUUAGAAUACCACCCGAAGUUUCGAUUGCCAAGACAGUUUCUGUGGAGGCACAAACUUAUGACAUCAUUGUAAACAUAUCUAAUAUGGAUACAAGUGUCACAAUGGGUGAGGAUGCUUCACAUGUUGAAGAAAAAGGUAAAUCUUCGGAUGCUAUCCCAGUCACAACAGUUUCUUUCUCUUCACAUGUUACACCUAAAAUUCCAACAACAUCUACCACAGAUUCUCCUACUUUUGCAACUAUUAUUCAACAACCAUUCACAUCUUUGUUUUGUUCCCAAUCCACUGCUCCGCCUACCAGUACUUCACCAAUCAAAGAUUCUUCGUUCAUGGAAACUGAACAUGAAUCCGAAGGUUUUGGCUGA